This is a messenger RNA of Spodoptera litura, 823 nucleotides long. NCBI's taxonomy places the organism in Eukaryota, Metazoa, Arthropoda, Insecta, Lepidoptera, Noctuidae. The record is from RefSeq and is a predicted model, not a curated record.
CCAAGGACACAGAAAAGUUAUAAAUAUAUCGUUCUGAAAAAGAGUUAGCUCUUUUAUCACAACGGAUUCGAAAUAUCACCAGCGAAGCGAAAGAUCAUCUCAAUGCAAGUCAGAAAGUUUCUCAAAAAUUCAAAGUAUACCUACCAUUUAAAUGAUGCAGACUGCCUGUUAGCAUGUGGAACAAUGGCGAAAAGAUUGGGCAGAAGUCUGUUAGCCGCUGCGCUGAAUAGGACCAGAGGGAGAAAUGAAAGAAUUCUUGUAUAGAGGCAAAGGUUCCAGUGCAUUAAAACAAACUUUUUACACGUGGAGACAGAACGAUAUCAAUGUCAUUGAAAAAAACAAAAUUGUUUGAUGUUUGUGCUGUUUUGUAUGCUGUGAGUAAACGUCACGUUACCUUUCAAUUUCCUUCAAAAACUAAAUCAUGGAAAAUGGGCGUACCGGCUGGUAAUGCUGAACUCGGGAAAAAAAUCUUCGUUCAACGAUGUGCCCAAUGUCAUACUAUUGAAUCUGGCGGUAGAAAUAAAGUGGGGCCCAAUCUUUAUGGCUUUUUCGGUCGAAAGUGUGGGCAGGCGCCGGGUUACAAGUAUUCAGAAGCCAAUAAAUCGAAAGCAGUUGUCUGGAACGAGGAAACUCUUUUCGAAUACUUAGAGAAUCCGAAGAAAUACAUUCCAGGUACAAAAAUGGUUUUUGCUGGGGUGAAGAAAGCGGGAGAACGUGCUGACCUCAUAGCUUAUUUAAAAGAAGCUUCUAAGUAAUUACUAUGGAUAUGUGGAACAUUAGUAUUAAUAUAUUAUAUGCAUUGAAAUAUGUAUUAGAAAUAUUA